GACUCUGGAGUUAUCUAUUAUCUGUCAAUAGUUAUCGAAAUUUUAUCGAAAAAUACUUGAAAUAUGAAUGAUAACAUGAGGUAUACGGGCGAAGUGUUAACCAUACAUUUAAAGUAAACUUCGAAAAGUGUUAAUAAAUCUGCAAUAAACGUCUGUUGCAGAAAAUUAUAAUAUAUAAACACUUUCCACCAUAACUCCGGCUAAAAGGUUUCUACCAAGUAUGAUGCCGUAUUAAAGCUAUCGAUCCUACAUUCGUCAUCAUUCCAGUUUACAAAUUGUGAGAACAAAGUAAAAAUAAAAGCUUAUAAAAAUGGCUAGAUACUUUGAAAAUACUACGACUUUCAACUUUAGUUGGGACCAAGUUGCGUGCGGGUAUUGGAAAAGGUACCCUAAUCCACAAAGUACACAUGUGUUGUCGGAGGAUACAUGGAGCCGGCAGGUGAGGGAUGGUUGUCUAUAUACAAAACGUGUUCUCACAAAAACCAAUAGAGUGCCAAAAUGGGGUGAAAGGUUUUUUAAUGCUAAAUCAGUGAAGAUUAUUGAAGAGAGCAUAGUUGAUCCCAAGGAAAAAGUUCUAGUCACAUACACAAGGAAUUUGGGAUACACAAAAGUCAUGAGUGUGGUGGAGCGCGUGGAGUACCGGUCGCUGGGCGGGCAGACGGUGGCGCGCCGCUCCGCUUGGAUAGACUCGCAGGUGUUUGGGUUCUCGCGCGCCAUCCGCGCCUUUGGUGUGGACAGGUUCCGCAAGAACUGCACUCAGAUGGUGAACGGGUUCAACGACGUGCUACACGCGAUGUUCCCGCGUGCUGCACCGGGGGCGGGGGCGGGGGCGAGUGUGGGGGUGGGUGCAGGUGGUGGGGUGCCAGUGAGGGAGGCGCUGCGGGAGAUGCGGGACGCUGCAGCAGCAGCCACUGACCGAGCCAAGCAUAAUGUGCUCUCAUCUGUCAACACCACGUAACCAGACUAGUCACCUGCAACAUUACCCGGUCACUCAUAAUUCUAUUGUUGCACAUAAAAAAAAAAAUCAGACGAAUUGAGAACCUGUUCUUUUUUUUAAU
Molecule: messenger RNA, 1058 nt
Organism: Papilio machaon (common yellow swallowtail)
Lineage: Eukaryota; Metazoa; Arthropoda; Insecta; Lepidoptera; Papilionidae
Gene: prel
Product: protein preli-like
Exons: 6
Coding region: 311-958 (215 amino acids)
Biological process (GO): phospholipid transport
Cellular component (GO): mitochondrial intermembrane space
Molecular function (GO): phosphatidic acid transfer activity
Source: RefSeq, a predicted model, not a curated record